AUGGCUUUUCUCCGACGGCUUUUUGGCUUUUCGGAGAAGAAGAAACCACUGAGGCGGUUUGAGCACGUCAGGCGGGAUGUUGACCCCGAGGAGGCCUGGCUGGUGCUGGGCGAGCUGGGCGAUGGUGCCUUUGGCAAGGUCUUUAAGGCGCAGAACAAGGUGACGGGGAUGUUGGCGGCCGCCAAGGUGAUUGACACCCCGAGCGAGGAGGAGCUGGAGGACUAUGUGGUGGAGAUUGAGAUCUUGGCUUGCUGUGACCACCCCAACAUCACCAAGCUGUUGGAUGCGCUCUACUGGAAUGGGCGGCUCUGGAUCCUGGUGGAGUUUUGUCCCGGAGGGGCCGUGGAUGCAGCAAUUUUGGAGCUGGAGAAAGGGUUGACGGAGGAGCAGAUCCGAGCAGCUUGCAAGCAGCUGCUGCUGGCGCUGCAGUACCUGCAUGGCUGCAAGAUCAUCCACAGGGACGUGAAGGCUGGCAAUGUCCUGCUCACCCUCGACGGGGACGUCAAGCUGGCCGAUUUUGGUGUCUCAGCCAAAAACUCCAGCACCGUCCAGCGCCGGGUGUCCUUUAUCGGCACCCCGUACUGGAUGGCCCCGGAGGUGGUGCAGUGUGAGACGUCCAAGGAGAGCCCCUAUGGCUACAAGGCCGACAUCUGGUCCCUGGGCAUCACGCUGAUCGAGAUGGCCGAGAUGGAGCCACCCCACCAUGAGCUGAACCCCCUCCGGGUGCUGCUGAAGAUCGCCAAGUCCCAGCCGCCCACCCUGCGUCACCCCAAGAGGUGGUCUGAAGACUUCAAGGACUUCCUAAGGAAGUCCUUGGAGAAGAGCCCUGAGGCACGGUGGUCAGCCAGCCAGCUCCUGCAGCACCCCUUCGUGGCGGGCAUCUCCGACAAGCGACCACUCCGGGAGCUGGUGGCCGAAGCCCGGGCUGAUGUGCUGGAGGAAGAUGAUGAUGAGGAAGGUCUGGUCCCCUUGCCUGGGCAGGAGCAUGGAGAGUCCUCCUGCCCCCCAAUGCCAGAGGGUCCCCUGGAGCAUCAGCCUCUGGACACGGUGGGGAGAGUUGGCAAGGAGCCGGGCAUCCUAUCUGAUGUCUGCAUGGUGGCAGAGCCCAGGACGAAGAGAGCAUCUGACUUCUUGAAGCAAAUGAGGAGGAGGUCUGAGCCCGUGGGCUCCAUGAGACUCCCUGCAAAGAGGCCAUCUGAGUUUCUGAAACUGAUGCGGCGCAGGUCGUUUUUUGGAGGAAUGAAGUCCCAAGAAACAGCUAAGGAGGAGCAUGGGGCAAAGCCAAGUGGGUUGGAGAUGAUGGUGCUAGAUGGUCCUCAAGGGACAUCAUCUCCAGCAGAGGCAGGAGGAGAAACUCAAGGGUGUCUGGAGAAGGAGACCAGCCAUCUGGGGACCCCCUGCAAUGCAGCCAAGCUCCCCUUGGGGCCACGGCGGGCAGGAGACCUUGCUGAACUGCAAGAGCUGAAGGCAGAGCAGGCUGGAGCUAAGGUAGAGCCCCGGGAAGAAAGCCAAUGUGCCAACACAUCACCGGUGGCUGAAACACUCACGGAGGGACAGCCUGCAGCCCAACCAAGCCCCAUUUCAGCCCCCAAAAGCAAUGUCAAAAAGGGGUCAAGCCGAGACUCGACUUGUAAUUCACCAGCCCUGCCUGUACUCACGGAUGGGGACUGGUGCAGAGGCUUGGCCAUGGGGCAGCUCGUGGCAGCCCUGGACCUGUGGACUGCAGCGACCAAACCCCAGAGCUUCAAGUCAGUGCCGGAGCAUCAGCACUGGGUUACUCGGUCAUUGGUAGACCUGAAGGUUGAGGUUGGCUCCACUGGGGCUGAAGGUGGCCUUGGGAAGGAUGGCAAUGGAGUAGGGAGGGCACCCAUGGGACCUGAGGGUGCUGGAGAGCUGGGGGAGACUGAGCUGGUGGAGGAGAGGGUGCCAUGGGGUGAAGAAUCGCUGAUGCCCAGUGUGAGAGAGGAGGUUGUAGUGGAGUCCGAUGUGCUCAAGGGGUGGCAGGAGCCCCCGGCCAGAGAGAGGGGCAGCAGGGAGAGAAACUCAGCUGUGUGUGAGCCCAUCCCUGACCCCCUGGACCUGGUUGAGCAGGAGGUGGGGAGGAAUGAGGAGGAAGCGACAGACAACGCUGAAACUGGGGUGGAAACUUCUCCCGAGGAAGCCCCAGUGCCAGCAGAAGUGGAAGCAGAUGUUUCACAGGAACCUGCCUCGCUCCAAAGGAUGGUCAAGAAAACCCGGAGGUUUGUGGUGGAUGGGGAGGAGGUCAGCGUGACAACCGCCAGGACUGUUGGCAAGGCUGCAGCGAGGGAUGAGAUGGUGCGCUCAACUCGGCGCCAGGAGCUCCGUGAGCUGCGAGUGCUGCAGAAGGAAGAGCAGCGAGCUCAGAGCCAGCUGGAGCAGAAGUUUCACCAGCAACGGGAACAGAUGUUCCGUCACAUCGAGCAGGAGAUGACGAGCAAGAAGGAGUUUUAUGACCGGGAGGUGGAGAGCUUGGAGCGGCGCUACCGGCAGCUGAAGGAGCGUCAGGAGCUCGAGUACACAGUGAGGCUGCGUGAUGAGGCCAAGCGCCUUAAGGCACUCCAGGAGAAGGACUGUGUGAGGAGGAUGCAAGAGCUGAAGGGCGAUGGGAGAGAGGAGCAGCGGUUCCUGCAGCAGCAGCAAGAGGAACUCAACACAGCCCUGCAGAGGGUUGUCCAGGAUCACAAGAAGAAGAUAACGUCCAUCGACUGGGAGUGCAUCAGCAAGAUCCAUAGCCUCAGGAGAGCCCGUGAGUCGGUGGUGUGGAGCAUGGAGCAAGGGCACCUGCAGGAGAAGUACCAGCUCUUCAGGCAGCAGGUGAAAGAGCAGCACGCACUGCAGAGGCAGCAGCUCUGCAAGCGCCAUGAGAAGGAGACAGAGAGGAUGAACCGCUUCCACCAGCUCUUGCUGGAGGAUCUGAGGAGCCAGCAGGUGCAGGAGCGUGCUCAGCUGCUGAAAAGCCAGCGCUGCGAUGCCAAAGUCCGCCUGGCCCUCUUCAAGGACAGCCUGAAGAUCCAGGAGGCUAAUGGGGCCAAGCAGAGGGAGAGGGCCAAGCAGUUCGCGCAGCAGGAGGAGAGGCGGCAGCAAGCAGAGGUGCAGCAGCAGCAGGAGCAGCAAGCGCAGCAGUUACAGCGGCUGCAGCAGCAGCAGGCUGAGAGCCUGGCAGAGCUGGAGCAGAUGCAGAGCGAGAAGAUGCAGCUCUUGGCAGAGCAGGAGAAGAGGCAGCUGGGACGGCUGGACCAGGAGCACACCAUGGAGCUCAGUGAGUGGAAGCAACGGCUGGCUGCCCGUAAGGAGAUGCUGGAGGAAGAACUGGAGAACUCGCUGCCGGUGCAGCGGCAAGGUGGACUGCAUGGCACCCACAGCAGAAACAGGAUCACCCGCUUCUUCCACCUCCCCUCCUGA
Molecule: messenger RNA, 3423 nt
Organism: Balearica regulorum gibbericeps (East African grey crowned-crane)
Lineage: Eukaryota; Metazoa; Chordata; Aves; Gruiformes; Gruidae
Source: RefSeq, a predicted model, not a curated record